This is a messenger RNA of Danaus plexippus (monarch butterfly), 797 nucleotides long. RefSeq names its product putative glycerol kinase 5. The transcript is spliced from 7 exons. Lineage: Eukaryota; Metazoa; Arthropoda; Insecta; Lepidoptera; Nymphalidae. Gene Ontology annotation, molecular function: glycerol kinase activity. Bases 108 to 797 code for a protein of 229 amino acids. Gene Ontology annotation, biological process: triglyceride metabolic process; glycerol metabolic process; glycerol-3-phosphate biosynthetic process. Gene Ontology annotation, cellular component: mitochondrion. The record is from RefSeq and is a predicted model, not a curated record.
UAACACCGUGUCAGAAGUGUUAACAUUUUUAAAUUAAAAAAUGUUGUUUAGUGAUAUUUGCGACAUAGAAUCACAGUAAAUUAUUUUUUAGUAAAUAAGUGUGCAUCAUGGGGGAAAAAUAUAUUUUAUCACUUGACAUUGGAACUUCAACAAUAAGAUCCGUUAUAUACAAUACUCAAACCGAAAUUUUGGGAAAAGCUGUAGAUCAAGUAACACUCCAUUAUCCAAGUCCAGGAUUUGUUGAAAUUGAUCCUGAUGAGUUAUGGAAGUCUGUUGUUGGUGUUGUCAACAAAUCAUUGCAAAAUGCAAAUUUAUCUGCCAAUCAGAUAACAGCCAUGGGUAUAUCAACCCAAAGAAGUACCUUUAUAACCUGGUCCCAGGACACAGGGAAACCAUUCCAUAGAUUUAUUACAUGGAAGGAUCUGAGGGCUGACGAAUUAGUUAAGCAAUGGAAUGAUUCUUAUACUUGGAAGUUUAUAAAAAUUAGUGCCUAUGUUCUGUUCAUGAUAUCAAGGAGCAAGAGAUUCAGGGCGGGUAGUGUUUUCAAGUUCUCAAAUAACCAGACUACGUUAAGAUUGUACUGGGCUCUCCAUAACGUGCCGGCCCUGAAAUCUGCUAUAGAAAACAAUGACGCUAUGUUUGGGACAUUGGACACGUGGUUGUUGUAUAAAAUGACAGGUAACAGGAUCCACAUGACGGAUGUUUCAUCAGCGUCAGCGACGGGUUUCUUCGACCCUUACACCAUGCAGUGGAUGGACGAUAAGAGAGACAUAGUGGCUCAACAAUCAGACAGGUAG